AGUAAAUACAUUGUUUCCCACAGUUCCAAAUGCAGGACAUAAGAUUGGACCAGAAUGAAGUCAGGUAGCCCCAUGUGUAUUCAGUGUAACACUUUGUUAAACGGAGUAUUUGUCGAAACCCAAGGCACCUAAAAUUUUUAACUCAGAAGACCUUGUAACUGGGAAAAGGAGGGAGGAGUUACUUUAUCGGAAAGUGAACUUUCCUUUAAAGAAUCACGUUCCUAAUUUCUUGAGUCCUGCAAGCAAGGGGUCGCGCAGGUUUUUGCAAGUUUUCCUGGAGGAGAAACAAAGUCAAGAAAUAACAGUCCUAGAGGGAGGAUAAGCAAAAGCUGUUGGAAAUACUCAUCCCCUCAAACUGAUGGUGCGUUUUAAUUUCAGCUGCGAUAAUGUCUCUUCCUGUAAAACAAAGCCAAGAUGUAAAUUAAAAGUGGCAGAGGUGUGGCGUAUUGCUCCCGUUUAAACUGCUUGUCAGAAACAGCCGUCUCAGCUGGGGAAGGUUUAGGAAAAGGCGUCAGUCCUUCAGUCAGAUCCCCCUGCAGGAAGGUUGGAGUCAAGGUUGGAAUAGACCCUUGAGCUCCAGAGAGGACGCCUCCGGGUGAACUGCGGGGUUCCGGGACCUCAGCAAGGUCAGGGGGCGCCCCUGACCCCAGCUGCUCUUCAGUUUAGCCCCCCUCUCUUGGAAAGCCCGGCGGGGAUCUGUCUGGAGUUAGGCUCUCUGUAGGCCGUCAACGUUCUUUAGGACCUCAGGGAAACCCAGGCGUUUCUGGCUUUAGGACCCAGGAACUCCCAGGCAGCCUAGAUUUAGAUGUCUUGGACUACAGCACCACCUACUUAUAGAAGCAUCCCGAGCCUCUGCCGGUCUGCAUCUCCAUCGGAAAGUGUGCUCGCCACAUCCCUUCGGCCUCACAGUAGGGUUCCGUCUCCUACAGUUUGGAAACGGGAGAAACCUUAGCUGUGGAGGGAACGUGCAGAGAGCUCGAGAAGCGGCACAAUUGCACAGGGCGCGGAGAGUGCGAGCGGGCGCACCCCUCGCCCGGGGAUCGCGCUCGCUGGCGCGGACGGAGCAUCCCAGUGGCUGCAGACGCGCUCGCUCUCCGCGCCCUGCCUGCCGCCGCCGGCCCGAAGGACCCUCAGCGCAUGCCGACUCCGCGGCGGCCGCCGGAAUCCCAGAGCUAGCAGGAGCUCCCGGCGGGUCUCCACAAACUUUCCCCCAGCCCACGUGCUAAUCAAGCGGCUCGCUUCCCGAGCCCGCGAUGGAGCGCCGCACCUAGGCACGCCUCGCCGCCCGCGAUCUACGUGCGCACGGUUCGCGGCGGAGAGAUGCUGAUCGUGCUGAACUGACCGGUGCGGCCCGGGGCUAGCGGCGACUCUCCCCCCGAGUCCUCCCCAGCAGCGCGGCCGGCGCCGGCUCCUUGGAUGAGCCCUCCAGUUCCCCGACUUUGAGAGGCGCCUCUCGCCCGCCCGACCGUCCAGAUGCAGUUUCGCCUUUUCUCCUUUGCCCUCAUCAUUCUGAACUGUAUGGAUUACAGCCACUGCCAAGGCAACCGAUGGAGACGCAGUAAGCGAGCUAGUUAUGUAUCAAAUCCCAUUUGCAAGGGUUGUUUGUCUUGUUCAAAGGACAAUGGCUGUAGCCGAUGCCAGCAGAAGUUGUUCUUCUUUCUUCGAAGAGAAGGGAUGCGCCAGUAUGGAGAGUGCCUACACUCCUGCCCGUCGGGGUACUACGGACACCGAGCCCCAGACAUGAACAGAUGUGCAAGAUGCAGAAUAGAAAACUGUGAUUCUUGCUUUAGCAAGGACUUUUGUACCAAGUGUAAAGUCGGCUUUUAUUUGCAUAGAGGCCGUUGCUUUGACGAAUGUCCAGAUGGUUUUGCACCAUUAGAUGAAACCAUGGAAUGUGUGGAAGGAUGUGAAGUUGGUCAUUGGAGCGAAUGGGGAACAUGUAGCAGAAAUAAUCGCACAUGUGGAUUUAAAUGGGGUCUGGAAACCAGAACACGGCAAAUUGUUAAAAAGCCAGCAAAAGACACAAUACCAUGUCCAACCAUUGCUGAAUCUCGGAGAUGUAAGAUGACCAUGCGGCACUGUCCAGGAGGGAAGAGAACACCCAAGGCCAAGGAGAAGAAGAACAAGAAAAAGAAGAGGAAGCUGAUAGAAAGAGCCCAGGAGCAACACAGUGUCUUCCUCGCCACAGACAGAGCUAACCAGUAAAAUACAAGACACACAUGGUGGAAUUUGGGGGGUUUUUGUUUUUGCGAAAGUGCACAAAGCUACUCUCCACUCCUGCACACUGGUGUGCAGCGUUCGUGCUGCUCUGACCAUUCUCUGUUCCCAGUAACAUGGUGAAAGGAAGCGCCCCAAGCGUGGCCUCUGUGCUAUUUGUGCUUUGAUUUGAACCUGGAGAUCGUGAAGGCGGCAGGAGUCAGUGCACAGCCUGCAACUUGGCUCGGCGUGUGCCCAGACUGCACCCCUGGGCACGCGAGAAGUGUGAGGCUGCAGACCACCCCUGGCGCCCGGACCUGUGCCUACUGAUGUGAAAGACAGUGCUCUCGGCAGGCAAAGUGCUAUUCACUUGUGACCUUUGUUUCUCACCGUGUGCAUUUUCAAGGCUACGUGUUUGUGGAUAUCUGCUUAGUGUUACCACAUGGUGUUCUCAGCAUCUGUUACCUCCAUACUGUUGUGUGAUGAAACUGCUUCUAGCUGGGGACAUGCGCCGGAAACUGCUGCCCAGUUUCACAGCGGCCCUAAUAUGUACAUAUUCUGCUGGGGCUCUGCGUAUCAAGCUCUUAUUUACUGUAUAUUUAUGCUUUCUUGUGUGUAAGAAGUCAUACCUGAUUAACAUGAUGUCACUUUAGUGGGUCCUAACCAUUGUCUGGUAAAUGACUGUUCUAGUUUUGCGAAUUGACAAAAUUAACAAAUGUUUUGUUGCUUCUUGAAAGAUUUUUUUUUUUUUUUUGGUCGGCUUAUUUCUCAUUGUAAGAAUAGGAUAAACUAGUUUUUGUAUAUAGAGUCAAAUGACCAGCGUCAAAGAGUUUGAAUAUCAACAGCCCUUCCCCACUCCAUGUGUCCCACACACAGAUAAAACAGUAUCUGGCAAAACUC
Molecule: messenger RNA, 3096 nt
Organism: Microcebus murinus (gray mouse lemur)
Lineage: Eukaryota; Metazoa; Chordata; Mammalia; Primates; Cheirogaleidae
Gene: RSPO2
Product: R-spondin 2
Source: RefSeq, a predicted model, not a curated record